Sander lucioperca (pikeperch) is the source of this 2688-nucleotide messenger RNA. It is a transcript of the gene ero1a, whose product is annotated as endoplasmic reticulum oxidoreductase 1 alpha. Gene Ontology annotation, molecular function: thiol oxidase activity; FAD binding; protein-disulfide reductase activity. Gene Ontology annotation, cellular component: endoplasmic reticulum membrane; endoplasmic reticulum. NCBI's taxonomy places the organism in Eukaryota, Metazoa, Chordata, Actinopteri, Perciformes, Percidae. The transcript has 15 exons. Gene Ontology annotation, biological process: protein folding in endoplasmic reticulum. The record is from RefSeq and is a predicted model, not a curated record. The coding region runs from base 304 to 1680 and encodes 458 amino acids.
CAGUUGACCAAAAAAAAAAAAAAAGAAAAGAAGAUUAAGUUAAAAACAGAUUACAGGACAACGUGUUGGAUUGUAAACACACUGCGAGGAUUCCAGUGAGUCUGACAGCGUGGGAUUCAAGCUGCUAGUCAACCUGUCACGUAUUACACGUAGCGGACUGGAAAUGAGGAACUAGGAAGAGCAAAACUUGGCAUCAUUUCACCGCCUUUCACCCAUAUUGGUCCGCCCAUAUUCCACUGAUAAACUACACAAGUUAAGCUAAUUCCAGAGCGUGUGUGGUGUAGUUUUCAGACGGACUUCGUUAUGAAGAAGAAGCUGCUGGUCCUCCUGCUCCUCCUCCAGGUGUCCGGAUGUGCGGACAGCAGGUGCUUCUGUCAGGUCACAGGAGACCUGGACGACUGCACUUGUGACGUGGAGACCAUCGAUCGCUUUAACAACGACCAGCUUUUCUCCAAACUUCAAACUCUUCUGGAGUCCGACUAUUUCAGGUUCUACAAGGUGAACCUGAAUAAGGCGUGUCCGUUCUGGACGGUCCGCAGUCACUGUGGUCUGAAGGACUGUGCUGUGCAGCCGUGCUCUCCUAACGAAGUGCCAGAGGGGCUCAGAUCCUCCUCCCACAACAAGUAUUCAGCAGAAUUAAACGAGCAGUCGGUUGAGUGUGAGCAGGCGGGGCAUCUCGGAGCUGUAGAUGUUUCUUUAAGCGACGAGACCAGAGAGGCUCUGCUCAACUGGAGCAAACACGACGACGAGGCAGAGCGCUUCUGCGUGGUCGACGAUGAGGAGUCACCGGACUCCCAGUAUGUGGACCUGCUGCUGAACCCGGAGCGCUUCACGGCCUACAGAGGACCAGAGGCCUGGCAGAUCUGGAACAGCAUCUACGAGGAGAACUGCUUCAAACCGUAUACCAUCAAGCGACCACUAAUUCCCAACUUGUUCCACAGCAGCUCAGGAAGUGAAGCAAAGACCUUCUACAGCUGGCUGGAAGGUCAGUGUGUAGAGAAGAGGGCGUUCUACCGGCUCAUCUCCGGCCUCCACGCCAGCAUCAACAUACACCUGAGCGCCAGAUACCUCUUGGAUGACAGCUGGUUUCAGAAGAAGUGGGGUCACAACGUGUCCGAGUUCAGGCAGCGUUUUGACUCGGAGCUGACGGCCGGCGAAGGCCCCAAGAGGCUCCGCAACCUGUACUUCCUGUUUCUGAUCGAGCUGCGAGCGCUGGCCAAAGCUCUGCCUGUCUUCCAGCAGCCUUCCUUCCGCCUGUACACCGGCCGACCGGAGGAGGACCGCAGACACAAAGAGCAGCUGCUGCACAUCCUGCAGCUGGCCCGAUCUUUCCCUCUGCACUUUGAUGAGACGUCUCUGUUUGCUGGGGAUGAAAAGGAAGCAGCCAAACUGAAGGAGGACAUCAGACUGGCCUUCCUCAACAUCUCCAGGAUCAUGGACUGCGUGGGCUGCUUCAAGUGUCGACUGUGGGGGAAACUGCAGACUCAGGGAUUAGGAACAGCGCUAAAGAUUUUGUUUUCAGAGCGCCAGAUUGAGGCUCUGCCUACGUCCAGCAGCAAGCGACCCAGUUUUCAGCUCAGCCGACAGGAGAUCUCCUCCCUGCUCAACGCCUUUGGAAGGAUUUCAACAAGCAUCAGAGAGCUGCAGAACUUCAGAUCGCUGCUCGCAGAGGAGCGGUGACGAUGGAGCGAUCGACUCUCCUGCCUCAGUCCUGCUAAAAUGUCAUUUAGACUUCCAUCAGAGAUUAAUGUGAAGAUCAGCUUUCAGGGUGAAGCAGUGGUGGAGGAACAAUGAAAAUACUCAGUUCCAAGUAAAAGUCCUGCAUUCAAAAUCUUACUCAAGCAUAAAAUGAAAAUACUCAAGUACAGUACAAGUACCUCAAAAUUGUACUUAAGCACAACAUAAAUAAAUGUAGCCUACUUAGUUACAUUCCACCACUGCUGAGUGGAGACUCGUGAGUUUUGUUUUCUGGAAAGAAUAUAGUCAUUUUUCUAAAAUGAAAUUUGAAGUCUUGACACGUUACACUUCUGAUAAUAUUUAAUACUUACCAUUAUAUGAAUGUGGCUUAAAGUAUUUUGUUGAGUGAAGCUGUAAAAAGUCAGCAAUUAGAAGAAACUGAUUUCUUUAUAUGGAAAUGUGCUUGAAGUGACCAGUUGCGCAGUGUUUUUGUGAUUGUGCUGGUGUCCUGAGGAUGGCGCUGUUUGUAAAGCAAACUGAUUUUUGAUGAAUAUAAUGUAUAUGUAAUAGCUUUGCAAAAUCUUCAUUUAAUUUAAACAACAAACAUUUGCCGUGUGUUAAGGUAAGGAACUGUUUGAGAAUGAAAAUAAUAUAUUUUUAUUUAAUUUUCAGACUGUGUGUGUGUGUGUGUGUGUGUGUGUGUGUGUGUGUGUGUGUGUGUGUGUGUGUGUGUGUGUGUGUGUGUGUGUGUGUGUGUGUGUGUGUGUGUGUGUGUGUGUGUGUGUGUGUGUGUGUGAACCCAGCUAUAUCGGUAGGUCUGGGUUAAUGGUGCCUUCAGGUACACUUCGAGAACUCAAUCCUCCAUGUUUAGCUUGUUGGUUGAUUUAAGAUUUUUUUCCUACGAAUAAUACCGAAACUUGUUUGUAUUCUGGUAAAUUUUUAGAAAUGUGACGGAUACACAGAUCACAAAACCUUUGUCUAAAUGAAUAUAAUAAACAGUUUUGACACAGA